CAAGCUCUGGUUUUGUGCGUCUCUGUUUUUCUUACCAAACAUUUCCGUUUACAUCAAGAAGACUUUCACCUUUCACACCUUCAUAAACAGUUUUGUCUGCAUCUUAAAUUUGGAGUCAAAUCAAAUGUUUUGCUGCUGCAUGGACUGCUCUGUUCCUUCAUCGUAACCGUUUUAUCAGACAAUGGAUUCUGAUUUGACCGCCCUGUCAUGGAGAAGGUACGUCUUGCUGCUUUUCCUUUUAUCAGCGGUUUGUCGGUCGGCUCUGGCUGUUACGCACUAUUCUGUUCCGGAGGAGAUGGAAGUGGGGUCUGUCGUGGCUAAUUUAGCGACUGAUUUAGGGCUUGACAUACAGACUUUGAUAAAAAGAAACGUCAGAUUAGAUGUUAUUUCUAACAAAAAAUACCUCGCUAUAAACAAAGACAGAGGUGAGCUGUACAUACAAGAGAAGAUUGAUCGUGAAUAUUUGUGUCCAGCUAAAACGACUACAACUUGCUUUUUAAAAAUGGAAGUUAUCGUGGAGAAUCCCGUGCGAAUAUUUUAUAUUGAGCUGGAAAUCACUGAUAUAAAUGAUAAUAAUCCUCAUUUUAGACGUGAUACAAUUAAUUUAGAUAUCACUGAAUCAACAUCAGCUGGUGAGCGAUUCUCUGUCAGUAAUGCGGUGGAUUCUGAUGUCGGUUCAAACUCUGUUAAAACGUAUUAUUUGAGCAAAAACGAGCAUUUUGACAUUGAAAUUCAGUCUGGGAGGGACGGGUCCAAGUUUGCAGAUUUAAUAUUAAAAAAAGCAUUAGAUCGUGAAACACAGGCUGUUCAUAAUCUGAUACUGACAGCAGUGGAUGGCGGAGUCCCUCCGCGUUCUGGCACGGCCAGUAUCAUGGUUCGUGUGUUGGAUGCGAAUGACAACGCCCCUAAAUUUGACAAAGAGAGCUACACCAUCAAUUUAACUGAAAACGCGCCCAUAGGCAGCCUGGUGGUUAAAUUAAACGCUACGGAUCUAGACGAGGGUUCUAAUGCAGAGCUGGUGUAUUCAUUUAGUCUGUAUACAUCAGAGAAGACGCAGAAAACAUUCAGUUUGAAUCGUGACAGUGGAGAAAUUAGAGUGAAAGAGAUGGUUAAUUAUGAAGACUUUAGAAUUUACGAUAUGGAGGUUAUAGCAUCAGAUAAAGGGACUCAUCCAUUAACAGGUCAAUGUAAAUUAUCUGUAUUAAUUACUGACAUGAAUGACAAUCACCCAGAAAUUUCGAUUAAGUCAUUUCAGAGCACAGUUAAAGAGGAUGUGCCUGUAAAUACAGUGAUUGCAGUUGUUAGUGUGAGUGAUAAAGACUCUGGAGAAAAUGGACAGGUAGACAUUCAUAUUUCUGCUGAUUUACCUUUUGCGCUUAAAGAAUCAUCUGAUAAUUAUUAUGAAUUAUUAGUUUCAGAGCCGUUAGACCGUGAAAAGCUUCCAGAAUAUGACAUCACUAUCACCGUCACUGACAGGGGCAACCCGCCGUUAUCUGAUAAUGAAACUAUAACUUUAGAGCUGCUGGACGUGAACGACAAUGUUCCUCUUCCACAGACUUUCUACACGAUACCAGUAAUGGAGAAUAACGCGCCUGGAGCUUCACUGAGCUCUAUAACUGCUGUAGACCCAGACCUCCAUGAAAAUCAGUAUCUGGUUUAUUUCAUCAUAGAGAAGGAAAUAGCCAACACCUCCAUGUCCAUGCUGUUCUCCAUUAACCCGGAGAACGGCAAUCUUUACGCGCUAAAGACGUUUGAUUAUGAGAUAGAGAAGGAUUUUCUGUUCCACAUCGAGGCCAGAGACUCUGGUGUUCCUCCACUCAGCAGUAACGUGACCGUUCACAUUAUUAUCAUGGACCAGAACGACAACACACCGCUUAUAGUGUCUCCGUGGCGCGCGCAGGGCUCGGAGGUGAAGGAAACCAUCCCGAGAUCCACCGAUAAAGGAACUCUGAUCGCCAAAGUCAUCGCCAUAGACUCUGAUUCAGUGCACAACUCCCGCAUCACCUACCAGUUUCUCCAGAACACCGACGCUACAUUAUUCAGCUUGGAUCAAUACAACGGAGAGAUCCGGACCAUGAGGAUGUUCAGUUACAGAGACUCGCGAGACCAGCGGCUGGUGGUGAUCGCCAAGGACAACGGAGAGCCCGCGCUCUCUGCUACAGUCACCAUCAAACUGUCCACGGUGGAGACCGCGCUUAAAACCUACACUGAGGUGCCUUUGGAGUAUGACAUCUUCUCGGAUUUAAACCUGUAUCUGGUGAUCGGACUGGGCUCUGUGUCAUUUCUUCUGCUCAUCACUAUAUUGGUGACCAUCGUGCUCAAGUGCCAGAAAGCGAAGCCCAGCAAAGCGGCUCCUCCGAGCAGGAACAGUGUGAUCAGCGAGAGGAACUCCACCAUCGCGGACUCCACUCUGGUCUCCAACGAUGCCUACUGGUACAGUUUAUUUCUAGCAGAGACGAGGAAAGGAAAGCUGGUGGUUAGACAGCCUGUGCCAAAGGGAGCGAGAUACAUCGUGUCCAGCAUCCCGAGGAGCACAGGACUGACCGAGACCAGCGACUCUGCGGCUUCUACUUUACAGGUAUGCAUUGCCACAUAG
Messenger RNA from Danio aesculapii, 2596 nucleotides. Its product is annotated as protocadherin alpha-C2-like. Gene Ontology annotation, cellular component: plasma membrane. Lineage: Eukaryota; Metazoa; Chordata; Actinopteri; Cypriniformes; Danionidae. Gene Ontology annotation, molecular function: calcium ion binding. Gene Ontology annotation, biological process: homophilic cell-cell adhesion. The record is from RefSeq and is a predicted model, not a curated record.